Pecten maximus is the source of this 2259-nucleotide messenger RNA. RefSeq names its product sodium/glucose cotransporter 4-like. The record is from RefSeq and is a predicted model, not a curated record. Gene Ontology annotation, molecular function: D-glucose:sodium symporter activity. The transcript is spliced from 13 exons. Gene Ontology annotation, cellular component: plasma membrane. Gene Ontology annotation, biological process: transmembrane transport. NCBI's taxonomy places the organism in Eukaryota, Metazoa, Mollusca, Bivalvia, Pectinida, Pectinidae. The annotation marks the transcript as partial.
UAUAAAAAAGAAAGAAACACAAUUAAAGGCUAUUUCUUGGCUGGGACAUCGAUGACAUGGUUGCCGAUCGGGGCGUCAUUGUUUUCAAGUAACAUAGGGAGCGAGCAUUUCAUUGGUCUAGCAGGUAGCGGUGCGGCAUCAGGCAUUGGUGUUGUAGCGUUCGAAUGGGGAGCUGCUAUCUGUUUGAUUUUGCUUGGCUGGGUGUUCCUUCCGGUGUACCUAAGUUCCGGGCUUUACACAGUUCCGGAGUAUCUCUACAAACGCUUUGGAGGAAGUCGACUACGGCUGUACAUGAGCUGUUUGGCUACGAUCCUGAAUAUAGUCUCGAAAAUUUCAGUAGACAUCUACGCAGGUGCUCUGUUUGUAAAACUGGCAUUGGGAUGGAAUACCUACCUGUCUAUAAUAUUCCUUCUUGGAAUAACAGCAGUGUUUACCAUAGUAGGUGGAUUGGCAGCAGUCAUCUUUACUGAUACCCUUCAAACAUUCAUAAUGCUGACAGGAUCUCUAGCAUUAUCCAUCAUAGCUUUUGUGAAAGUUGGUGGUCUCGGUGGAUUAAUGUACAAGUACUUCGAAGCAAUUCCGGACAGCUACAGAUUACUUAAUGGAAGCAGUGACCUAGUAUUUGGUAACAGCUCUUACGCUCGUUGCGGACUUCCACGUGCUGAUGCAUUUCACUUAAUCCGUGACCCCGUGAACUCUGACCUACCCUGGCCAGGAGUCCUGUUAAGAUCGACGUUGGUGUCAGUUCUUUACUGGUGCGGGGACCAGAUAAUCGUACAGCGAGUGCUUGCUGCCAAAAAUAUUUCUCACGCUAGAGGCGGCACUGUCCUCGCUGGGUUCCUGAAGUUUUUACCAUUGUUCUUGAUUAUCUUCCCAGGGAUGAUAAGCAGAGUUCUAUAUCCGGAAUCAUUAGUCUGUCAGAACGCAGAGAUGUGUGUGAAGGUCUGCAACAACCCUGCUGGAUGUUCAAAUUUAGCCUACCCGCUAUUGAUUCUUAAUCUGGCUCCUACUGGCAUGCGUGGCGUGAUGAUGUCGGUGAUGAUUUCUGCUCUCAUGAGUUCCUUGACUUCAGUUUUUAACAGUUCAGCAGUAAUUUUUACGUUAGACAUAUGGAAGAAAAUCAGACCAAAAGCUACUGAAAGAGAACUACUAAUCACAGGAAAAAUAUUCGUUGUCAUAUUAGUUGCUAUAAGUAUUGCUUGGAUACCGGUGAUGGAGACGGCCCAACAAGGACAGUUAUUUAUGUACAUACAGGCUAUAAACGGAUACCUUGUGCCACCGUUUUGUGCCGUAUUUCUACUGGCUGUAUUUGUACCUAGAAUUAAUGAACAGGGCGCGUUUUGGGGAUUAAUGCUUGGCCUUGUUAUCGGUGCAGUAAAGAUAAUCCUUGAUUGUGUGUAUACGUCACCAAGAUGUGGAGAGGUCGACACCAGACCAAGUAUCAUCGCUAACGUUCACCACACAUAUUUUGCGGCUUUGUUGUUGUUUGAAACAGCAAUAGUUACGACAAUCAUCAGUUUGUGCACGGAACGGCCCCGAAAAGAACAGAUUAAAGGAUUAACCAUUUGGACAGCCAAAUUACUUCAUUUGAAAAAAGAAACGACACAAUCAUCACACGAUAUGGUUUUCAUUACUAAUGAGUUACCACAAGGCAAGUCAAUAUAUCAUUCAUUAUUAGUCAUUUUACUUUGAAUGUAUUUCACAUUUAUUUGAUGUAAAAUAUUUUAAGUGCGAAUCGUGAGCGAUAUAGCACUAUUUUGCAAUUAUUCUAAAUACACCAUAUGCAUCUGUUAAACCUUUUAAUUUUCCAUUUAGUGCAUUCCAAAGGUCUUUGUACCAUGACGAAAAUGUUUCCGCGACGUUUAACGUUAUUUCUAAUGUCGUCACGCUUGAAUAAUAAUUAUGGUGUAAUAUCAACUUUAAGACUAUAUCGUCCUUAUAACUGCCACAGCGUGAAAGAAAAUGCCACCACAUUAAUAGAAAAAACAAUCAAUACCAAUAAUCAAUUCAAAUACAAAGAAACAUGUCGUAUGAGUAAGAUAUUCGAGAUAGGUAAGCAUAUAACGAUAUAGUCUGAACAUGAACUGUUGACAAUCUAAAGUAUGAAAGUUGUACCAAUACAUUCAUUCUAUUGCAGAUCCUCCAUUGAUGGUUUGUACAGAAUGCAAUAUAUAAUAUAUUAUCUUUGUUUCUUACUUUGAUGGGGGCCGCGGUGGCCGAGUGGUUAAGGUGUCCCGACACUUUAACGCUAGCCUUCCA